Molecule: messenger RNA, 796 nt
Organism: Rubroshorea leprosula
Lineage: Eukaryota; Viridiplantae; Streptophyta; Magnoliopsida; Malvales; Dipterocarpaceae
Source: the annotation of a GenBank genome assembly
AAAAAUUAUAAAAAAUGCCACCUAAGCAAGGAAUCCCCUCCACCACCCAUUAUUACAAAUCCCCACCACCACCGGUACAUUACCCUCCACCUCCUUAUUACUACAAGUCACCGCCACCGCCAGUACAUUCUCCCCCACCACCCUACUACUACAAAUCUCCUCCUCCACCGUCGCCAUCUCCUCUUCCACCAUACUAUUACAAAUCCCCGCCACCACCUCCCUAUUACUACAAGUCUCCCCCACCACCAGCACCUUCUCCUCCACCACCUUACUACUACAAAUCGCCACCUCCACCACCAUACUACUACAAGUCUCCCCCGCCACCCUACUAGGCUCAAAACUGCUGCUUUCUUGUCUUAGUUUCAACAAUGGAAUAAAAGAAGGCUCCAAGAAGGGAGUAAUUGGGCGUAAAGUUUCUUAUAAUUCUAGUUCAUGGAAUAAGGGUCCCAGGAAUUCAUGUGAGAACUAUAAUUUAGGUGAUCCAGGCCAGAUUGCUUCCACUUCUCUGGUGGCCAUCUUACACAUGCUCUUAAUUUAUUCUUGUGGGAAAUUAGGUGGAUCAAGAAGUGAGAUCGGAGUUUAGUGGGUGUUGUAGUUCUGUUUGGGUUUUAAUUAUUCCCAUAAAUUAAUACAUUUUCCUCAGUCUUUUUUCUUUUUACAAGCAUUUGUUGAUGUAUAGAAUAUGUGGCAAUGUACCAUUUGAUCAGCUUCUAUUUUUUGUCGGCAUGCAUUUGCUUCUUGUACCUUCUCGUGCUUUGUGCAGUGAGAUUGUUAGCAAUAAAACAGUCAUUUUCUA